AUUAACUCCAAGGAAGGAAUAGAGCCCAGGCUUGUCAUUACUUAUGCUUGUCUAGGCUCCAAACUAUACCGCUCUUUGGUCACGCGACCAACCUUGUUUAGCAACACUAUCUGCUACUACAGAAUAACUCUAAACUCUCAGAAAUGCCACUUUUGUGCUUCAAAUGUGUGUUUAUCAAAAACAGACGUGUAUUUGUAUGUGAUCAGGUCUGCUAAACUAGGAGGCACUCAGCUUUUAUGUCAGCACUGACCGGGGGGUAUAUCCUUAAUUACCUCCUGGAAGUAUGGACAGCAAUCCUGUAACUGAGGCAUGGGAAAGAUACACGGAACAAGGCUCUAUAACGCGUACAUUAUAUCUGGUUUUAUACGGAAAAUACUGUGGUUGGCUUGUGCUAAUUACUACAUAUAGAGUUAUCUAUUUAAUUUUUAGGCACAAGGCUAUUAUCUCAACAUUAAAAGGAAAAUGUGAAUAUGAAUUGGGUUUGUAAAUCUCUGCAACAUCUGCAAAAUCGAUGAACUGUAGCCUGAGAACAUCCUUUAUAAGGCUCUGGC
Babjeviella inositovora NRRL Y-12698 is the source of this 551-nucleotide messenger RNA. RefSeq lists its product as uncharacterized. Bases 284 to 487 code for a protein of 67 amino acids. Lineage: Eukaryota; Fungi; Ascomycota; Pichiomycetes; Serinales. The record is from RefSeq and is a predicted model, not a curated record. The transcript has a single exon.